AUGGAAAGUACAGACAGCAAUGACGGGCACGCCCGUGCGGCCAACGAAGAUUCGCCUCUUUUGGUACACAACGACAGAGAUGUCUCCAACACCUCCAAUCAGUCAGCUGCGUUUACACGCAAAAGCAUCUACGCCGUCACAAGCAUCAUUGGCACCGUGGUGCUUGUCGAAGCGGCGUCCAUUCUGAACGAUGUUCCCAUCUACGAGGUCCUCGAAGACAUUAUUUGCCGCCAGAUGGGCCGGAUGGGCAUUGGAGACAAUGGAGACAAUGGAGACAAUGGCACACGCGGCUGCUCCGGUGACGCAGACGUGCAGGCCGAAUUGGCGUUUCUGCGCGGGUGGCAGUUGACGCUCGAGCUGCUCCCCGGCAUCCUCAUGGCUAUCCCCUACGGCAUUAUCGGGGAUCGAUACGGACGCAAGGUCAUGUUCGUCGUCUGCAUGGUGGACAUUCUGCUCACGCAGCUGUUCUACCUGCUGGUCUGCUGGCGCUCCGACAUCUUUCCGGUGCGGCUGACCUGGGCAGCGUCCGUCUUCACCUUCAUUGGUGGCGGGCCGGUGAUCCUCAACGGCAUUGUGUUUGCCAUGCUGUCCGAUGUGUCACCCGAGGCAUCGCGGUCGACCGUCUUCUUUUACUUUGGCGCCGCCGUCUUCGCCGUCGAGCUUGUCUUUAGCUCACUUGCGGCCUUUUUGAUGCAACGUGUGAGUGUUUGGGCGCCGAUCCAGUUGAGCCUAGCCCUAUUUGUGCCGGUUGUUCCGCUGUGUUUGACACUGCCGGAAACAUUACGAAAGGAGGGUCCCACCUCGACCGAUGUUGCAGGUACAGACAACGGUGCAGAGAACGGUACAGCGAACGGUGCAGAGAACGAUGCAGCCGGACCCGCAUCCCGACCAAAGACCAUACGGAACGCCUUGUCAGACACGGCAGCCAGCGUUGCUGCCUCCACGGCGUUUCUAUUCAACGGUGCCGACCACCAGGUCGGGCUGCUUCUGGCCACCCUUCUCACCACAACCCUCGGCCGCCAUGCGCAGGACAUCUUGUUGCAGUUCACGCGUGGCCGCUACGACUGGUCAUGGGCCCAGGCAGGCUACCUCGUGUCCCUCAAAGCAUUUGUCGUGCUGCUCCUCCUCCUGGUGCUCCUGCCCGCCAUCAGCACCAACUACGCGCUGACCCGCUGGUGGCCGCUCCUGGCCGGCGUCCGCACGCCGCAACAGCGUGACCUGUGGCUGGCCCGCGCCAGUUGUGUCCUUCUCAUCGUCGGGUGUUUCGUGGUUGGUCUGGCGCCCACUGCGGCCUCCAUGAUCGCGGGCCUCGUCGUGUACUGCCUGGGAAACGGCUACAACCUCAUCCUGCGUAGUUUGCCGCCGUCCUCGUGGAGCCAGAGCACCGUGGAACACUUUAUAAUGCGGCUGGACUUCUCGAGAGUACCGGUGCCGUUAUCGCGGGUCCACUACUAG
This is a messenger RNA of Sporothrix brasiliensis 5110, 1455 nucleotides long. RefSeq lists its product as uncharacterized. The record is from RefSeq and is a predicted model, not a curated record. Gene Ontology annotation, molecular function: transmembrane transporter activity. The transcript has a single exon. Lineage: Eukaryota; Fungi; Ascomycota; Sordariomycetes; Ophiostomatales; Ophiostomataceae. Bases 1 to 1455 code for a protein of 484 amino acids. Gene Ontology annotation, cellular component: membrane. Gene Ontology annotation, biological process: transmembrane transport.